Sycon ciliatum is the source of this 1947-nucleotide messenger RNA. RefSeq names its product core histone macro-H2A.1-like. Lineage: Eukaryota; Metazoa; Porifera; Calcarea; Leucosolenida; Sycettidae. Gene Ontology annotation, molecular function: protein heterodimerization activity; DNA binding; structural constituent of chromatin. The coding region runs from base 125 to 1303 and encodes 392 amino acids. The record is from RefSeq and is a predicted model, not a curated record. The transcript has a single exon. Gene Ontology annotation, biological process: heterochromatin formation. Gene Ontology annotation, cellular component: chromatin; nucleosome.
UUUCUUGAUCUUGUCAUUUGGUCAACAUAAUUAUUGUACACUAACAGUUGCUACUGUAGACUGUAGUUGCUGGUGUUCAACUAUCUUCGGCGGUUGUGAGUUCGCUCGUACGUCUUCUUUGGAAAUGGCUCCAGCUAGAAUUAGAGGGCCUGCUGGCGGAAAGAAGAAAGGGGCUUCUCGCUCCAAGUCGUCGCGUGCUGGCCUGCAAUUUCCAGUCGGACGCAUAAAUCGCUAUCUUCGCCAGUUCAUACUGAAAAAGAGGAUAUCUGCUGUGGCACCGGUUUACCUGUCCGCCGUCUUGGAGUACCUUGUAGCUGAAGUGGUGGAAUUGGCUGGAAACGCUGCACGCCAGAACAAGAAAUCCCGUAUCAUCCCUCGCCAUAUUCUCCUGGCCGUGGCGAACGACGAAGAAUUGCAUCGCGUUCUGAAGGGAGUGACCAUCCCCAAUGGUGGGGUCCUGCCGCAAAUUCGACCUGAACUUCUGUCCAAAGUUAAGGGACAUAAGAAAUGGAUGGAUCCGUCCAGCCAGCCUGCACCAGUAGUCAAAGCACCCAAACCCAAACCGAAGCCGAAAGCAGCAGCUGCAGCUCCCAAGGGCAGGGCAGCAAAGGCUGCUGCUCAGGUGCAGGCCAAGGGACGAGGUAAGAGCAUGGCGAAGGCCGCGGCUUCCAAGGCUCCUGCUGCAUCUGGCCGUCGCAAGAGUGCCGCGGCUGCGUCAUCAACUGCACGCAAUACAUCCUCAAUUGUGGUCCUGUCCGAGAAGACUCUCUUCUUAGGUCAGAAACUGACUGUCAUCGAGGGAGAUCUGAGCAGCCUCAGCUGUGAUGCCGUGGUGCACCCCACUAACGCCAGCAUGUACCUUGGCGGCGAAGUGGGAACAGCACUGCUCAAAGCUGGCGGGGCAGAUUUCCAGCAGGAGGUGACUGCGUUGCUGGCGAACCAUGGCUCGCUGUCGGUCGGCGAUGCAGCUAUCUGCAGUGGUCACUCCUUGCCUGCUUCCCACGUCAUUCACGUGCACAGUCCACAAUGGGGCACAGCAACAAGCGAAGAUGACUUGGAGAAGUGCGUGAAGAACUGCUUGUCACUGGCCGACACCAGUCAGGUGAAGUCGUUGGCCCUUCCCAGCGUCGGCAGUGGCUCGAACCGAUUUCCAAAGGAGACGGCGGCGCGCCUUAUCAUCAAGGCUAUCAAGUCCUACUUUGUCUCGGUCAUGGCGUCCAACAUCAAACAGGUCUACUUUGUCUUGUAUGACCAGGAGACCAUCGACAUCUACAAUGCUGAGCUGAACCGCAUUGAUGACUAAACCUACACCAGCGUAGCGGGAGUAUGGCCACUGGGUGUAUUCGUAUCCGUGUCCACCCCAAAACACCAAACCGGAGGGAACACCGUUCAAGUACCGAAUCGAGAGGACCAGACGUGACUUAGGAUUUGUGUGUGCGCUCUCUGUGCCAUAUGUGUGUUGGAUGAAUUGUGUGUGGGAAGACAGUUCCUAUAUCAGCGUUUGACUGUUGCCCUCAUGUACUCACUGGUUUUGUGCAUUCUCUUUUGCUAUUUUUGUGAUAGCGUUUUAGUUUUAAUACUGGCUAGUUUUUAUCCAUUCUUUGAUUCUUUUGUUAUCGUCGAUUCUCAUGCGGUAGAGCGUGUUCGUUUUCCAUGGGGCUCUCUUGUCUUAGUCGAACGUCAUUUGAAGUGUUGUAUGUCGUCUAUCCGUGUAACUUCAUGCCCAUGUAUGGAGUUCUAGAAAGGCAACGUUAAAUUCAGUGCACAUUAUUUUGGUUCCAGUAUUUCUUACUGAUGCUACACGCACAAUGCAUUUUGGAUUUAGGGUCCCCACCUAUGUGCUGACCUAUGUGCUGUACUAGCCUGUAGUGCCAUUGUCCUUACUAUGAUUGUAUAGUUUUCUUCCCACGGUUCAGGAGAUGUAAGAGAGAUCUUAGUGCGAUGUGA